Messenger RNA from Osmia lignaria (orchard mason bee), 4147 nucleotides. RefSeq names its product RNA-binding protein spenito (gene nito). The record is from RefSeq and is a predicted model, not a curated record. NCBI's taxonomy places the organism in Eukaryota, Metazoa, Arthropoda, Insecta, Hymenoptera, Megachilidae. Gene Ontology annotation, molecular function: RNA binding.
AUUGAACGGGUCUUCUCGUCUUGCAUCGUCUUGUCAACAGUAACGUACUUUCACAUCAAUUUGCGAAUCAAUAGCUUGCAAAUGCAAAUAAUAAUAUUAUAUAUACAUAUAAAGUAAUUAUAAGAAGAUAAUUUUGAAAGAUUAAAUCAUAUUAAAAAUAAAAAGUUGCAGAAAAUGUGGAAGUAAGACGGUUAAUUCGAUUUUUGUAGAAGUACCUUUUAGCUUGGAAGGAAGUUCCGGAAGUGAAGUAAAGGGAGAGGAAAGCCGCCAUUUUGUGCUCGUUGAAAAGGAUAAAGACUCCGUAAAUGACGGGUUGAUUUGGUCUGAAUAAUCUUCGUAUAAUUAUUGUUCUUUUGUUUCUUUCUUCGUCAUUCGUUCGGCUUUGCCGUGUUAAACAGCGUUGAUGAUUGGGAUUCCGCGUGACGAUCGACAUAAGAUCACGGUUAAAAUCCGCAACAAUAUGAAAAGAAGCUCCAGCCGAGACACUCCACCUCCUCGCGUCAAACGGAGCAGGUCAUCUAUGGGACGAUACGAUGAUUCUAGUGAUGAACGAAUAACUCCUGAAAGAAUUCGUCGUCGUAGUAGUAGAGGUGCCAGAAGUCCCAGUCCCCCGACACGUGCCUCUUCUCAUGCUCGAUACGUAGAAUCAAGUUCUCAUAGGGAUGAUUACUUAAGAGCACCUAGAGAAUUGCCUCCAGAACGUCCGUAUAGUUACAAAGUUCUUUGUAUCAGUUCAAUUCAUCCGAAAGCAAGCGACGAAGUGAUUAAAGAUACUCUGUAUAGAGAGUACAAAAAGUUUGGAGAUUUUUCUAUUAGAAUUUCUCACGAAUUAGACGAACGUGUUGCAUACGUUUGCUUUAGAAGUUCAGAGGAUGCCAGAGAUGCGAAACAUGCAAAACCAAGAAUCAUUAUGUACGACAAGGUGGCACUCGUUGAACCUGUCUACGAGAGACCCGAUACUUAUCGUCGUCCAAGAUCGAUUACACCGCCUGAUUACGAAAGAUAUUAUGCCAGAAGUCCUGGUCCGACGGAUAGACACAGGCCCUUAGAGAGAUACGAAAGAGUUUACGGACCUCCAGUUGGUUUACCUCCACCGCACAGAGAGAUGAGACGCGAAGCAAUUCCUCCACCUCAUCACGAGUUUGUUAGACCUCCGAUUCAUCAUGGACCCCCUCAUGUUCACCCUGGACCACCUCAUCAUUACGGUCCUCCAAGACACAUGAUGAUUCGACAUCCGGUCCACGGAUUCGAGCGUGUGGAAAAUAAAAAAGAUAAAUUUCCCAAUUAUUUACAUCACGUGUCCCCGGAAGAUGAUCCACUCGCGACUCGAACUCUGUUUGCAGGAAAUUUGGAAAUUAAUAUUACGGAAGAAGAAUUAAGGAGAAUUUUUAGUAAAUACGGAAUCGUCGACGAUAUCGACAUUAAGAGACCUCCGCCGGGAACGGGCAAUGCUUACGCUUUUGUCAGAUUUCAGACUUUAGAUAUGGCGCACAGAUGUAAAGUUGAACUCUCCGGGCAAUACAUAGGAAAAUUCCAAUGUAAAAUCGGUUACGGAAAAGCUACGCCUACUACGAGAAUUUGGGUCGGUGGUUUAGGACCGUGGACCUCUGUACCGCAAUUAGAAAGAGAAUUCGACCGAUUUGGAGCAAUAAAGAAGAUCGAUUAUAUAAAAGGUGAUAGCAACGCUUACAUCUUGUACGAUUCAAUCGAUGCUGCUCAAGCGGCUGUUAAAGAAAUGAGAGGAUUUCCUCUCGGCGGUCCAGACAGAAGACUAAGAGUAGAUUUUGCCGAUGUUACUCCUGGAUUUGGAUUUAAGCCAAGACCGUAUCCAGAAGAAGGUGGAGAGUUUAGACCGAGGCCGGUAGAUUACGAACCUUCUUACGAUCCUUACGGACCGGACAGUGACUUCGGUUACGGGCCAAGAGGAUUUAGAGGUAGAGGAUCUGCUCCGUGGCACGAGAGGAGGGGUGGAGGAAGAGGAGGUUAUCGUGGAAGUUAUCCCGAAAGUUAUAUCAAAGAUGAAACUGAUUGGUCUAGUCGUAGACCACCUCCGGAAUUAGAAUACGAGACGCCAAGAGGUUUACGUCGUUCCUUGUCAAGAGAACCUGGUGUCGAUAGAUCAAGAUCGAGGUCUCCCCGGAGAAGACAAAUUGAUUCGGAUUCAGAUUCCGAGAAUACUCGUAGCGGAAUGCUAUCUACUUCCAGAACACUGCCCGAAGUUGCAAGAAAAUCUAUAGCCGUUUGGCAGGGAGCAUUAAUCUUAAAGAAUUCUCUAUUUCCAGCUAAAUUUCAUUUAACCGACGGCGAUACAGAGAUAAUCGAAGCAUUGAUGAAAGACGAAGACGGCAAACACAUGCUAAGAAUUACACAAAGAUUACGUUUAGAUCAACCAAAAUUAGAUGACGUUUCGAAAAGAAUUCAAACUUCUAGUUCGCAUGCUAUUUUCUUAGGAUUGGCCGGUUCAAGUACCGUUAUUUCCACGGAUGAUGCAAACGUACAGACUAGACCACUGCGAAACUUGGUAUCGUAUUUGAAACAAAAAGAAGCAGCUGGAGUUAUUUCGCUUCUUAAUAAAGAUACAGAGGGAACUGGAGUUCUAUACGCGUUUCCACCUUGUACAUUUUCUACAGAAUUAUUAAAACGAACCUGCCCAAGCCUCAGUGAAGAAGGACUCAAAGAGGAUCACCUGGUAAUCGUCGUUGUUAAGGGGGGUAGCGCCUAAGUUUUCAUUAUAAUCAACAGUUUAAACAUAUACAUGCAUAUACUGACUAGAGUGUUUAGUAUCAUCACAUUAAAAACAUUAUUUACAGCUUCCAGAGGAACGCUUCAUACGUAGCAUUUUAAUAAGCUUACGAUACGAAUCAUAUUUUAUAUAUUACUUCGUUUCCAUAUAUAAACAUUUCAUUUUAAUAUAAUUUUAAGAUUUCUACAAGUAAAACGGUCCUUUAAAGUAACGCGAUGCAUAAUAUGUACUAUAAUUUUUUUGUUUCAGAAGUAAAGACUAAACAUAGUAAACUUAUCAGUAUCAAAUAACGAAUAUGAAAGGAAAAAAGAAAAUAAUAAUAAUUCAAUCUAAUAAGUUUAGAAUUCUAAAAUAAAAUAUCAAGAAAACUUAAAUGCAAGUAAACGAUACUAUACAUUUUUUUUUAAAUAGGUAAUAAAGUAUAAAAGUAAAGUAAAAACUAGAACUAAAAAAAGGAAUGCUGUGAAAAUUCACAACACAAUUUGAAUACAAAUUAUAGGCUAUGUUAACUAAAAAUUUUUAUUAUAUUACUAUAAAAAAUCUUAAUAGUACUACUUUCUAAAAUUACAAUAAUCUUGUGUAAAUAACUUUUUUUGAGUUAUAAGUAUUGCAAAUAGUAGAAAGAGAAGAUAUUAAACACACAAGCUUGUAUAUGCAUCAGAGACAUUAAAUUUCUAUGAGCCUGAAUUGCUUGAAGAAAAAUUAAGUUGAAACAAUAAUGGUGAUAGUAGAAAAAGUUAAACAUCAAAGUACUCCUAUUAUACCUUUUUCCAAUAAUUAUUUUUAAUUUUUUUCUUUAUUUAAACAACCAUUAAAAAUUUAGGAUCCAAGCAAUUCAGAAUUCAUUAAGUUUUGAUGGAAACAGUUAAUCAGGUUUCCCUAAUUAUCACAGGUAAUUUGUAAGGAUUUUAGACUUAGUUUAUACUAGAAUUACAUAUUCUUAUGCGUAUAUAUGCAGUUCUUUCAUAUUCAGAAGAAAAUCUUUCAAAAAAAAAAUAUAUACAUAUAUAUAUUUUACUUUUAAAUUUGAUUAAUCUUUAUGAUAACAUUUUAUAUUGAAAUAUAAUCACUAAUCAGUAUGAAGGUGGAAUAUGAAAGAUCUGGUUGAACUAUAUUUGAUACAAUAAUUAAGUCUAGAUAAUUGUAAAGUUGCAUUUUAUGAAUCUAUAGAAUUAUCUGUGUGAUAUAUAUAUAUGUAUAAUAAUUACUUACAUAAGUGAAUUGUGCGGACGUGUUCUGAAAAGUGAACUAAAGAAAGUGAAUGGACAACAUCCUAAAAUGGCCCUCUGUGCUUUUUUUCCCCAGUGAAAAGGGACAGAAUUGUUUUCUCUGAAGGGACAGUGUUUGGUGAUGAAUAUCUGAAAAGCAUAGAAGAAAAGAAAAAAAAAAAAAACAGAACGUGUA